AUGUACAGUAUGAAUGCUGCAAAGCCUGCAUCGUUGGAUUUAAGGUUUUCAUCAGUUAAUGAGGAUGAUCUUUUUGACGCAGCACUGAGCGCAUCAGUGGAUAAGAAUAAGGCAGAAGUUCAGACGGACAAUAAUGCCAACGCACAAUCAAAUUUAACACCAGCAACCUCGAAAGUUAGGAAGAAGACAGAAGAACAGCGGUUGUACAUUGGGAAAUUCCCUUGGUGGAUAACAGAAGAAGACAUAUUGCUAAUGACCAAGAAUGUUGGUGUUCGGGAUAUAACUGGGGUCAAAUUUGCAGAAAACAAAGCAAAUGGACUCUCAAAAGGAUAUGCUGAAAUAACAGUGAGCUCUGAGGAGUCAAUGAAAACACUUUUGGAUUAUAUACCAAAGUGCACUCUUGGUGGCGAAAAGAUUGACUGCUAUCAUGCCGAUACUUCAACUCUGAGUUUAUUUGAGGACAUGGCCCAAAAAAGUGUUCUGCCAUGCACUGCUUCUACAAAUAUGAAUGAUUCAGGGACUUCAUUUUUACCACAGAACCCCUUUGAUUCUACUGUGCCUCCUCAGUUUUUGAACCCAUUUCCUACCAGCAUUCCUUCUGUAUCCAACCCAUUUUUAAGCUACCCACAUCAUCCUUACAUGUUCUUGAAUUUAAUGAGAUUUCCACCCAAUCCAGCUCCAGUAACUGCUGGCCCGUCACAAGGGAGGCACAGCUGCAGAUCAAAUGGUGAUGAAAAAAUAGAUACAGACUUUGAGGAGCUAAUAAACAGGAACAAAGCAGUUGCUAGUACUGCCAUUACCAAAGCUGUGUCAGGAGCAACAACAGGAGACUUGCCAGUGGCUAUGGAAACGCUUUUGACAGCUAUUUCCAUCAUCAAACAAUCUCAAGUGUACAAAGACGAUCGCUGUCAGGCCAUGGUCACCUCUUUGAAAGACUGUUUAGUGUCCAUCCAAGGAGGUCAAAACAGGCACAGUGAAGAGAGAGUGCGCAGUAGAAGACAUUCAAGUACAGAAAGACGACGCUCAUCUUGGGGAGAACGAUCCCGGAGCAGUGAAAGAAGAAAUGGGCGCUCCAGGGAUCGCUCCAGGGACCGCACACAGGAACGCACACGGGAACGCACACAGGGCCGCACAGAGGAACGGUCAAGGGAACGCUCUCGAGAACAAGACAGAUACAGGGAUCGCAACAGGAAUCGAGACAGAUAUUAA
This is a messenger RNA of Knipowitschia caucasica, 1209 nucleotides long. Lineage: Eukaryota; Metazoa; Chordata; Actinopteri; Gobiiformes; Gobiidae. The record is from the annotation of a GenBank genome assembly.